This is a messenger RNA of Macrobrachium nipponense, 971 nucleotides long. RefSeq lists its product as uncharacterized. The record is from RefSeq and is a predicted model, not a curated record. The coding region runs from base 139 to 504 and encodes 121 amino acids. The transcript is spliced from 2 exons. NCBI's taxonomy places the organism in Eukaryota, Metazoa, Arthropoda, Malacostraca, Decapoda, Palaemonidae.
UCCCCGCACCACCCAACAACAACAAAGUGGAGGACGACCCCAAGGUUGCACUUUUGUUGAAGAUCAUCAUCGACUGAUCAUUGAAGGAGUUCCGACUAACUCCCCUGACAACUGGUGUUGCUAUCAAGAGUGAACAAUAUGCCCUCCCUUCAAGUUAACGGCAAAAUCAUCCGUAACAGGCUACAUGAGGCCAAGACUCUAUCACCAUCAGAGGUUAACACUGAAAAUGUCCCUCAAACUGGAGAGCAAGUUCUAAAUCCUGAUGUCACUCCUGGUAUAUCUGGUGUAGGAAAUACUAAAAGAAAAUGUUCUAAGAAAUCCAAACACAGUGAAGAAGAGAAUGCAUUGAAAAAUUCCAUAGGUACAUUGAAUCAGCCACAAGAUGAUGAUUCGUGGUUUGGAGAAUAUGUUGUAUCCGAACUGCGUCAAUUACGUUCCAUCGAAAAGACUGAAACGUACGAUCAUGAAAGCAAUAAUAAAAAUUGGAGAAAAAGAGGACCAUGAAUUCUCAUCCCCUACUUCUACCCUUGUACUUCAAAGUUCAUACACUGAUUUGACAGAUAAAGACUUCAUUCCUUCUGAGUCAGAUGCUCAGACAAGUGAUGUUGGUGACAUCAGCUUCCAGUACUCUUUAACAGAAUUAUAGCUAGUUCUACUAACCUUGAGAUAAUCCUCCUUCAGAACAUCAUACAGUGCAGUGCAUACUUCUGGAAUUAUUUUUGCUUUAGUAGCAACUGGUAUACGGAAAGCAUACAUUAGUGAGUGAUAACUAUCUCCUGAAAAGCAAAUUCGUAUAUAAUAUAGUUAUAAAUUAUAUACUACAUGACAGUGUAAAAUAUUUAGUUUAAUAUAUAUGUUAAUUGUUCUUUUUAUGUUUACCUAUUUUCAUGAUAAUAAUAAUAAUUGCACAUAUAAGUUUUUUUUUAAUUAUUGCUUUUUAGUUUCUCAGUAUAAUUUGAUAAUAAAUAUAA